Molecule: messenger RNA, 1430 nt
Organism: Postia placenta MAD-698-R-SB12
Lineage: Eukaryota; Fungi; Basidiomycota; Agaricomycetes; Polyporales; Adustoporiaceae
Exons: 4
Coding region: 19-1128 (369 amino acids)
Biological process (GO): regulation of transcription by RNA polymerase II; DNA-templated transcription
Cellular component (GO): chromatin
Molecular function (GO): zinc ion binding; RNA polymerase II cis-regulatory region sequence-specific DNA binding; DNA-binding transcription factor activity, RNA polymerase II-specific
Source: RefSeq, a predicted model, not a curated record
GUCAAAACACGUACUGCUAUGAACUUUAUUGACAGCGUCCUCGCUCGUGCAAGGGACGAGCUGGUGGUUGAGCUAGCGAAAGAAUCAGUCAAUUGGGAGCAUCAAAUUAACUUGGCGCUCGCUGUGUGUCUUUUCCAGACACUUGGUCUCUUUCAUAGAAAUCCUGAGCAGCGUGCGUUCUCAAACGUAUAUCAUGGAAUGCUUGCGAUGAUGUUUCGUCUGAACGGAUUUUCACGGGCAACAUUCGAUUGGGUGCCUCCCACAGAUAUUGAUCAUGCAUCUGCACCACGGCUCUGGCGCGAGUGGGCGCAACAUGAGACUGCCAAACGAGCACUUGCAGUGUCAUAUCUGCAUGACUGUUGCCAUUGUAUUUACUUCAAUCUCCGCCCCACAUACGACACGACGGACUUCGAUAUGCGUUUGCCUUGUGAAGAUGCGCUUUGGACGGCAUCCACCGCGGAUGAGUGGUUGCAAUUACUACGGCAGCCCUCGCGUUACGGAUCCAUCCAAGAGCGGCUACGUGGUCCGAUGUUGCGGGCAACCUACGACAAACUAGCCGAGCCCGAGAGUGUAUCUGCGACACCUCUCGUGCUCAACCCAUGGUCUCAUAACAUCUUAAUCCACGUGGCCCUGCGGCAGUUCUUUGAAGAAUUCCUGGAGGCCCGCCUACCUGAGAUUGGGACCCCCCGCGCGUCCUCACCGAGCCGCCGCGAUACCCAGUACAUCAGCGACGAGCGAAUCGCCGAGCUGCAGCUCAUAAUGCACAACUGGCUGCAGAGCUGGCUGCACUCACCGGAGUCGCCAACGUACAAUGCGCGAGAGCCGCGAUUCAUGAACCAGGCGCUGCCGUACUACUGGUUCUCGCAGGUCGCCAUCCUCGCAUACCAGGAGCGCCUCCCGCCGUUCUGCACGAGCACGACGUUCGUGGUCUCCGGCGAGGCAAAGUUCCGCCUGAUGAAGAAGUGGGAGCGGCACAUCCGCAAAUUCCUGCGUCGCGGUGGCACGGAGCCGACCGUGUUCCUCGACGACCUCAUCAAGACGCGCAUGCGCAAAUGGGACAGCAGCGGGCUUGUGGAGGACGCGGAGGAGGAUCCGGUGCAUCUACUCGGGUUCUUCCCCGGCACUUGAGCUUGGGACGGCACAGUAGACCCGCUCCCUGUUGUUUGCGCCUUGUGUGCGCUGUUGGCCUGUCCCAGCACGUGGAUGGUCACAGAUACAGAUACUUUGGCAGUGCCAGUGGCCUGCAUCACAGCGCUACAGGACGGCAGGAUGCGUCAGGCGGCUAGCACGAUGCGACGAGUAGCAUGUACACGGGCCAUGGGGGGAUCUGGAGACUUGUUACUCGGUGAAUGACAGAAGAGGUGUGGAUGUAAUUGUAGACGAGCGUGGCGAACAUGUGCUGAUGCUGAUACCAGCAAUAUCUUGACGUU